AUGUCGGACAUUGAGGAAAAAUCGACCAAAUCGUCGAUUCCUAAACUUGACGAUCUCAAUUAUCCGUCGUGGUCAGUAAGGAUGAAAGCAUACCUUUGUAGCAAAGAUCUCUGGGAAAUCUGCGCUGGCGAGGUAACUCCAGCUAAAAAGAAGAGAAAUGAAACCCUUAACACUAUUAUCAGCCAUCUCAGCAAAGAAGCUCUAGAUUCUACCGUUACUCCUGAAAACAAAGAGAACCCUGAUCUUCUCUGGGCUUCCAUCGUGGAACGCUACGCUUCUUCAUCGGUCAACAAUAAAGCCCGCAUUUGGUUGAAAUGGAUGCGUUAUGAAUUCAAUGGCAAUCUCAAUAGUUACCUUGCCAACUGUCAAAAGAUGAUUAGGGAAUGCGCACUUGUUCAACUUGGCAUUCCCGAUGAUAUAAUUUUGACUUCUAUUUUGGCAAAACUUUCCAAAGACUAUUGGAAUGUUGUUGACAAUAUCAUUAUGAAUGAAGCCAUUAUCUUCUUUCCUAGUCGUACUCUCAAGAAGUUAAGGGAACUUGUCUAUAUGAAAGACACUCGUGUCUCAGGUGUCUCAAAGGUCAAACCUACUCCUAAAAAUCAAGUCGUUGGUCCUUCCGCUUAUAAAUCUGAAGUCGAUUCCAAAUCUAAAAAAUCUGAUAAGCCAAAACAACCACCAGCUCAUCCCUCUUUGUCCUAA
Messenger RNA from Puccinia graminis f. sp. tritici CRL 75-36-700-3, 699 nucleotides. RefSeq lists its product as uncharacterized. The transcript is spliced from 2 exons. The coding region runs from base 1 to 699 and encodes 232 amino acids. NCBI's taxonomy places the organism in Eukaryota, Fungi, Basidiomycota, Pucciniomycetes, Pucciniales, Pucciniaceae. The record is from RefSeq and is a predicted model, not a curated record.